Molecule: messenger RNA, 549 nt
Organism: Cyphellophora attinorum
Lineage: Eukaryota; Fungi; Ascomycota; Eurotiomycetes; Chaetothyriales; Cyphellophoraceae
Exons: 1
Coding region: 1-549 (182 amino acids)
Source: RefSeq, a predicted model, not a curated record
AUGCCUCUCCUGCCUCGGCUUUUCACUCGCGAUGACAGCGCCGACAACGCCGACCGUGCGCGCCUCCUCUACGACGACCACCACAAUGUCUACGGCACCUGGGGCGGCAACGCGGUUCCACCACCUGACCACGGCAUCAGCGCUGAAGAAGAGCGCCGCUUGCAAAGCGCAUGGGACGGAAUCACGCAAUGGGCUGGAAAUCAGAUCGUAGAGAUCUUUCCUUCGGCUCAACAGCAGCAGCACCCACCAGCUUUGUCCCAAGCGCAUAUGACGCAAUCCAACAUGUACGAUAGCGAUGCGGAAGAGACGCGGUCGCAGCGCAGUGAUGGGGCGCAAAUGAAUGGUGCGCAUGUGCAGACCUUGGAGCAGCAGCAUCAGGACAUUCUGCUGUCGAUGAUUCCGGGCGACAAGUCGAAGCGAUCGAUACGAAUUUACCCUGCUUCGAGGCCGAAUUCCAGGUCGACGGAGAACACGAAUGGGAUUGAGGGCAAGAAGCUCAGGGAGAAGGCUAGCGGUGUAUUCGGAAAGAUGGACUUGGGCACGGCGUGA